UUUGACACACUGCAGCAGACUUGGCUUACUCUGGAUAAAGAAUUUCAGCCUUUGGAUACACAGGCACAGGAACUCUCCAGCAGCUGGGACCCCAUCACGGACUCUCCACUUGUCUCUAGAGUCCAGUGUUGGGUGGAAGCAGAAAUGUCAUCUGUGUCACAAGACAGCUUUCUGCAAGCUUUGCCUGUCCCACAUUCUUUUCUGUUUUAGUCCUGGACCUGGCAGUGCUGGAUUAUCAGUUGGACUUGAUGGUCUUGAAGGUCUUUUCCAACGCAAACGAUUCUGCGGUUUUCCAGCUGAGCUGUGUGGCAGAGCAGUCCCACCACGCUGAGACAACAGCAUCUCUGCACUCCUCAUUUUACCACUGCGGACAAUUAUACCCACAAUAUGGAACUGAGCUUAAUGUGCAAGCCUGGUGGGAGGGUACCUUACAGCAUUUCCAAAUGGCCGGUUUUCAUUUAAUUUUUAAUUUGUAUUUCCAUACCGUUUCGAAAGAUUCACACCAUCUCCCUGAAUUACGUAUUUGGGGAAAAUAAAGUGCCUCUUUAUCGCACCAUUUUUAGGCAUAAAGGAUAAUGAACUGUAGUGUACGGAAAUACUUCUGUUCCCCCGUACAGAGACUUUAUUUUAGGUCUUUGUCAGGCCUCCUGUAUCUGGGCCGCAGCCCCUUUCAGGUUGCCUUAAGACCCACGGCGUUUCUGAAAUCCUCACUACUCCCCCGUGCUCUCCGCCGUCUCCCCCCCGCUCCCUAAUGGCACCUUCCACUCGCGGCGGGCACCGGCGAGCGCCCGCAGCUGAGGCAACGGUUGGGACGUUCCACCGCAGGAACUGAGGGGGCGCGGCUUCCGGGCGCCGGCUUCGAAACAGGAUUGCGCGGCCGGGUGUGCCAUGACCCAGUCGGUGGUGGUGCAGGUGGGACAGUGCGGGAACCAGGUGGGAUGCCGUUUCUGGGACCUGGCGCUGCGGGAGCACGCCGCCGUCAACAAGAAGGGAAUUUAUGAUGAAGCCUUAAGCAGUUUCUUUAGGAACGUGGAUACAAGAAGAGGUGAUAAUGGUCCUGAUAUUUACAAAGGAAAAAUCUGCUCUUUAAAAGCACGAGCACUGUUGAUUGACAUGGAGGAGGGUGUGGUAAAUGAAAUUCUACAGGGACCAUUGAGGGAUGUGUUUGACAGCAAGCAGCUUAUCACAGAUGUUUCUGGUUCAGGAAACAACUGGGCUGUAGGUCAUAAGAUAUACGGCUGUCAGUACCGGGAAAACAUAGUGGAAAAGCUGAGAAAAACUGCUGAACAUUGUGACUGUCUACAGUGUUUCUUUAUAAUUCAUUCCAUGGGAGGUGGGACAGGAUCUGGUCUUGGAACAUUUGUACUAAAUUUGCUUGAGGAGGAAUUCCCAGAAGUAUAUAGAUUUGUUACUUCAGUUUAUCCCUCUGGUGAAGAUGAUGUUAUUACUUCUCCAUAUAACAGUGUUCUGGCUAUGAAGGAGCUCAAUGAACAUGCAGACUGUGUACUACCAAUAGAGAAUGAAUCUCUAUUUGAGAUAGUUAAUAAAAUUCAUCAGAUGAUCAAUUCUGGGAAGUUAGGAUCAACUGUGAAACAAAACAGCUUGGUAACAUCCAGUGCAGGCAGUGCAAAAACACUACAAGAGAAGCCAUUUGACGCCAUGAAUAACAUCGUAGCCAACUUGCUCCUGAACCUGACAAGCUCUGCUAGAUUUGAAGGUUCCCUGAACAUGGAUCUUAAUGAAAUCAGCAUGAACUUGGUUCCAUUUCCUCGACUUCAUUAUUUGGUUUCAAGCUUAACUCCUCUGUAUACACUGGCAGAUGUUAAUGUUCCUUCUAGAAGGUUGGAUCAGAUGUUCUCAGAUGCGUUUAGCAGAGAUCAUCAGCUCAUUCAAGCAGAUCCAAAGCACAGCCUGUACCUCGCCUGUGCCCUUCUCGUUCGAGGAAAUGUGCAGGUUUCAGACCUGCGCAGAAAUAUUGAAAGGUUGAAGCCAUCUCUGCACUUUGUCUCCUGGAAUCAAGAGGGCUGGAAAACUGGUUUGUGUUCAGUACCUCCUGUGGGCCAUUCCCAUUCCCUUCUGGCUUUAGCAAACAACACCUGUGUAAAACCAACUUUUAUUGAACUCAAAGACAGAUUUAUGAAGCUCUACAAGAAAAAGGCUCACCUUCACCAUUAUUUGCAAAUAGAUGGGAUGGAGCAAAGCUGUUUUUCAGAAGCUAUAUCCUCUUUGUCUGACCUAAUAGAAGAGUACAAUGAACUGGAUGCUACUAAAGGUGGCUGGAUGAAUGUUCACAUGUGUGCAAGUCAAUCAGCAUACCUCUUCCGCCUGAGAACAGCCUGCUGCUAGGAGCACCACUCCUUCUGUAGUAGGACUCAGCUCUCCAAAAUAACAACAUGCCUUCACUGCCUUUCCCUAACAAAUGCACUUAAAUGAGGCUGUCUGGACCUCGCAGUACCUGCAGUACUGAUCCCUGCAUCUAUAAGUAGCCAUAAGACCACAAACACAGCAGCACUGACUCCUGUGCAUAAACAGUGCACCAGUGCUUUGACUACUGAGUAUUGGAGUCUGUGUCUCUGCUAGUAUUGGCUCUGAUUUAAAUAAAUUGAGGUGAUCUGUGCCCUUUUCCUCUCCUGCAGGUCUUCAGUGAUCCCCCACAACUUAAAAACUAAUGUUUUUAAUGCCAUGUCCAGACUCAGCAAUAGUUUGUCUGUAUGUAUCCUCCUUGCCAAAUCUCCUUUGCAGAUUUGAUUACAUAAAGCAUCAUUCAUUUCCUGAACUAAACCUGCUCUGCUCUCUGGUGCCUUUCUAAUACCACCCUGAACGGAAAUGUAAUUUAGUUGUGUGUUUAGUGAUCUCUACAUACUGCAUGCAUCUCUUUGGUGCAAAAAAUAAUCUUCCUGUCUGUGAAAUAUGCCAUGUAAAUCCAUUGUCUUAAAAUAUGGAAAAGUAUGAGUUAUAAACUCAUAAACUGAUAUAACCAUGCAUUCUAACUGCAUUCAAGGUCUUAGACAAAUGCCGGAGGUAUUUUUUAUUGAUACUUGUUGUGGGCCAGGAUUUUCAAUAUUCCCUACUGGGCUUGGUGGAGUUACUGCAAUAAAAUCCAUCAAAGCCAGGGUUGGGUUUGGUCAUUCUUAAUAAUUGGGUGUUAGUUCCAGACACGCACCAGAGCUGGGGGCUCGUCUUUUGGCUGGAAGGUUUUUGCAUGUUGUCCUGUUUUGAUAUUCUUUGGGCAUGGAUGUUACAAAGAGACUGCUCUGUUUUGGUCAAACCUACUGUUUGUGUCUCUUCAUCCAAAUAAAAAAACAGAUGGGUAAAAAGGAAUAGGAACAUUAUAUGACAACAUAUUGCCCUUGGCUCACCCUGUCU
Prinia subflava (tawny-flanked prinia) is the source of this 3366-nucleotide messenger RNA. It is a transcript of the gene TUBE1, whose product is annotated as tubulin epsilon 1. Gene Ontology annotation, molecular function: structural constituent of cytoskeleton; GTP binding. Gene Ontology annotation, biological process: microtubule cytoskeleton organization; mitotic cell cycle. The coding region runs from base 889 to 2346 and encodes 485 amino acids. The transcript has 14 exons. Gene Ontology annotation, cellular component: cytoplasm; microtubule. The record is from RefSeq and is a predicted model, not a curated record. Lineage: Eukaryota; Metazoa; Chordata; Aves; Passeriformes; Cisticolidae.